Molecule: messenger RNA, 1647 nt
Organism: Rhizoctonia solani
Lineage: Eukaryota; Fungi; Basidiomycota; Agaricomycetes; Cantharellales; Ceratobasidiaceae
Exons: 3
Coding region: 1-1647 (548 amino acids)
Source: RefSeq, a predicted model, not a curated record
AUGUCUUUUGCUCAAAGCUUCUACUGCUUCCCCAUUUUCACUACCUAUUGCAAUGAUGUGCCUCUCUCUCCUGAGACAGGUAUUAUUGAGGCCAAUCAUGUCUGCAACCUAUACUACAUAUAUGCUAACCGUCACAAUGACCACCCCUCUCCAUACUCAGAGAACCAUCCCGACCCUCUGGAGCAGCGCAUCCAUGCCAUGCCAGAUGUUGAGGUGUUCCUCAUGGCUGACAACCACCCUCCUCAGUGGUUCCUAGGUGUUGACCUGGCCCAUGCCCUUCAUGGGGUCUAUUACCACGCUCUCCAAGUCUUUGGGGAUGCAGUUCAACCCUCAGGAUGGAAUUGCCAUGAUCCUUGGGGCAACUAUGACUAUGCCUCUAAGCUUGAGGAGAUUAACUUUCCUUAUAUCCCUUGUCCUAUAUGCUUUACUUGUGACCUUUACCAUUUUCCAUUUGACACAUUCCAUGAAUUGCAGCGCCAAGUUCAUCACAAUAACUUCUAUGUCAUCUGCCUCAAUGCGCUGUCAAUCAUUAUUAACGCUACCAAGCAGAACCACUAUAGCAAUCUAGCCCAUGUUGGGUAUAUUCGUGGUUCCCCUGCUUGCGUAUCAGCACACCGCUUCUGGUGUUGUCUACAUGGGCACCCUGUCAUUGAUUGCUCUGAAGAUGAUUUAUCAGACGCGGGAUUCCCUAUCAACGGCUACGACGCCGACGAUGAGUCCUUGGGCCCGCUUACGCCGCCCACUGAAGUUUCUUCGCCGCCUGCGUUGGAAGAAUUUGCGGAACAGAUCUUCAACUACGCCGCUUGGGGAAUCAAGCCUCCCGUCAUCCCUGAGUCCCACGGAAUCCAAUGGCUAGGACAGCAAUACGGCGAUUCAUUCACUGCACCAGAGUUCAAGCCCUUACACGCCGCAAGCAAUGCAGGCAAGUACCCUGCACCUCCCAACAGCAGCAACUACAAGCUUGACGUCAACGCUCUUACCAAGCAGCUUGCGCAAGUGGCCGUUGUACAGGACGCCAAUCCCGCACCCCCGUCCUUCAGCGCCGACUUCGUCGAAUCUGUUUGGGAAUGGCCAGGAGAACCUCAGCCCGUCGCCAACCUGGGACCUCCUGAGUGGCCCUCCGUACCACAGCAACACACGCCUCCAUUCUCAUGGGAAGACCAUUGGCACGAGGUUCGCGCCCGCGACUUAAGGAUCAAAGGUGAUAUGGACUUUGACAUCGGCGGAGGAAUCGAAAUCAACGCUAACCAUGUCAUUCAAACUCGCCCCCCUUUCUGGGCCAGCCUACCUCACAGCAAUAUCCACACUGCACUUGCCCCCAAUAUUUUGCACCAACUACAUAAAGGCAUUUUCAAGGAUCAUCUUAUGAAAUGGUGCCUUGAGCUGGCCAAUAAAGCCCAGUUUGAUGAUUGCUUCAAGGCAAUGCCUGAGCACUCCAGCCUUUGGCAUUUCAAGACUAAGGUAUCCAAACUCUCUCAGACAACUGGCAAGGAGCAUUGCAAGAUGCAGAAGGUUUUUCUGGGUGUUAUUGCUGGACUGGUCCCAAACAAGGUCACAGCUGCCGCUCAGGCACUCCUCAAAUUUAUCUAUUACGCUCAGCUUCCCUCUCACACUACUACAACUAUAUCUUGCCUCAAGGAUGCCUGA